Messenger RNA from Porites lobata, 6340 nucleotides. The record is from the annotation of a GenBank genome assembly. NCBI's taxonomy places the organism in Eukaryota, Metazoa, Cnidaria, Anthozoa, Scleractinia, Poritidae.
GAUAUUUCCCGGGACUCAGCCAACAAAAACUGCAGAAAGGCGAUGGAAAACUUCCAACGAAAGUUGACACAAAGUGAAAAUGAUCUCAAGAAAGGAGGAGGAGUUGCAAUGGCAGCUGGGCUAAAAAAAAAUUUACUUCUCGCAAUGAAGAAAGUAGCUGAACAGAAAUGUAAAGGUAAGCUUUUAAGAAAACGUUGCGGAUCUUAUAGGGUAGGGGCCCGGGCAGGAGGGGGGGGGGGAAAUCCCACCUUAUUUUUAGACAAACUGAAGCCUACAGAAAUGAGAAAAAAUAUUUUUGAGGCCGGGCCUCCUUUCUUCUGAGGGUCUCAAUGAACGGGUUGCCCUCUCACUUUAAGAUCUGAAUCCAGCCCUGAGACAGAAAUGUUUUACAGUAACCCGGUGGAAAAAUCAUUAGACUUGAAAUCUCCCCAAAUGUUAGUACGAGUCAGAUUUUGCCUUGCAACACUGGUUCAACUAUGUGCCUUAAUCGAUUCGCUUAUCGCUCUUCUUGCGAGAAAUAUGACGCUUGUUAGUUAAUCAUCUGUACUUAACUUUCCUAAAGGAAUCACUAGUUUGUAGUUUAUAUAGAAUUAAGAGAGGCGUCGUUUCUUUAAAGGAUACACGAUUUAGUGUGUUAAUGUCCUUUUAAAGAACAAGGCCUCGGAGUUUUUUUUAAAAGAGUUUUUAUUGAUUUAGAUCAGAGAGACGGAGUUGAGUAAUUAAUGAACUAUUUAAAGAGUCUUAUAAGUUCUAUUUAAUAUGCUUCGAGGUGCGGAUUUGUCGCCUAGCAAAACAGUGAUGUAAUUACCAGUAGUACUUAUUACUAUCCCCUACGUAUAGGUAUAAAUGAAUGCUCUACCAAGACGCAUGACUGUGAUAAAAAUGCUGUCUGCAAGGAUACUGACGUGGCCUUCUCUUGCACCUGUAAACCAGGAUAUAAAGGAGACGGAGUGAAGUGUAUAGGUUAGACUACAGUACUUUACUCUAUUCACGUAUUGCCAGUGAGGUAACUUAAGUCUUGAAGGGUUCAGUCGGUUUUGUUUUAACUGAUCAGAAUUUUGUUUCUUCUGAAUAGAAGGCUAGAUUAAAGGAAGGGAUUAAGCUUUACGGAAAGUAAGCUAGCUAGAAGUUUCAUCGGUUUGUUAAUAAAGAAAUUAAGAUUCACGUUCGCGGAAAACGGCAAACGUCAGAUUCAAGUUGAGAAUUUCUCAGAAUAGAAAAUUAAUAAGCAGAUAAAAACUGCCCAGAACAAUUCUUAUGGAUAACACUGGCGUGAAACGACUUAUUUCUAUGUAGAAGUAAUAAACAGUAAACGACAAUUAAGGAGAAAACUUGGUCACGUGAUAAAAAUUCACGUUUUCCGUUUGAAGUAAACGUGAAUGUUAAUCUCUCUAAUAUUUCGUUCGUCCCUCACAGCUGAUGAAAGCAUUUUGAAGGGAUAUCCAUACAAGCCAGCUGAAUAUCGUAAGUUAAAGAUAUAUGACUACCUUAGGAAGUGCAAUUUACUUAUACUAUUACAUUAAAUAUAAAUGACUCAUGAUAUCAUAAAUUUUUGAAAGGACAAAAACUUGCACGGAACCGCCAUUUGAAAACGGUAAACGUUUGAAAAGCGUGCAAGAUUUAAGCUGAAAAGUGUGCAAGUUUUUGACCUGAUCAGAAGUAAGUCGGACUUGUUUACCCCCCUCCUCCCGUGCAAGUUUUUGCAUAGUUUGCUCGGUAAAAGCCUGGAGAAAAAAUUUGUACGCGGGCUCGUGUCAGGACGGGUUACCUACCCUAAGAUCACGUUUGGGAAUUGUUUGGCUCGAGAGGGAGCUAGAAUGAAAGUUUAACCUUUGCCGUUAGAAUUUGGCGGGGAGAUUUUGACCUAAAAUUUUUGGCUUCGUUCGGUGGGCUGUCCACCUCGCGAGUGUUUGGUCUUUCCACUCUUUACUUGUGGAAACUCGGGAUAAAGGAAAUCUCAUAACCACACAAGAUGUAAGAACACACUAAGUAAAUGAGGUUAAGCCUUUUUUACUGAAAAUUUCUGCGAGUAUUUAUCUUCUUUAAUCUAUUGCCUGAUUCCCGAUACAAAUCUCUUAUAUUCACGGCCAUUUUGAGGAUUACACGAUUAUGGUACCACACGUAUUAAUGAUUAAACACAUACUGGGCUGACUGUGAGAGGUUUACCACUUCUGUAUUUAUUGACAGCCGAGCCUGCAAAAUGCGAGUCCGACGAGGAUUGUCUCAAAGGAAGAGCUAGAUGCAUUCGAAAGGAAUGUCAUUGUACGGGACACUUUGUGGGAGAUGGAAAAACAAAAUGUGAUCGUAAGUCAGUCAUGCCUUCCAAUUUUUACUUGUUAAUUCAAAAGAAAUAUAAGUACUAGGGUAUCUAAAAGAUAGUAAUGCUGCGGCACAUUCUGUUGAUACUGGCAUUAGUUAGGUAGUGGGACUUGAAAGAAUCGAAAAUGACAUUGAAUGUCCUAUUUACAUGUUGGAAAGUACUAGAAUAAUUACUAUCAGUCUAUAGAAAGAACUCGUGGGAACGUUGUUUAGAAAAUGAUCAAGUGGUUAUCAACUCUGGUUUUCCCACAGUAAAUUGUAGGAAAUGAUAGAAAUUCAGAUUGUUUAUCCAUAUAUUUAAUAUAUGGUGUACUAUCGUUUCUCUGGAAACACGAUACUUUUCUUGCUUUUAUUGCACUUUAUUAAGUAACAGUUAUUUACCUAUAUAUUUAUGGAAAACAACAACACAAAAACGGAGAAAAAGAAAGAAAGAAGAAAAAAAAAAAGUUCGGCAGGAUAUGAAACCAGCACCUUCGGCUCGACGCGACUACACCUAACCACUACACCACAGAGACUGAUUAAGUGAUCUUGGGAAAAGUCUUUAAUUUAAUGCUUUUUGCAUGAAACUUCCGCCGGCAAGAUGAUCGCCAGCCGCAUUAAUCGAGCUAUUAACAGUAAAAACAAUGUAAACGCAUAUUCCAUGGCAAUGAAUGAAUGAAAGAAUAUAAUUAUGCUUUUCAAAACGCCGAUACACGUCCUCGUCUGCAACGUGGGACACAAAACAUGUUUUGUUAUCUCGAUUUCCGCUGUUAUUUUGAAGCGAAUGGUCAAAAUCACAUCCAUUUUCGGCUCAUACAGGUUCUUAAGAAUAGCAUGGCAUGACAUUUUCUCACUUUCACAUCUAGCAAGCAGGAAUUUGUAUAUCCCCCGUGUUGCGGAGUCUAAGAGCAAAUACUCAUCUUCUCGUCAGGUUUAACACCUGGACGAGUCAAAGGCUCUUGAAUUGAAAUCCAAUCCCCAAGUUAACCAUCGUACUCAUCUGAAAGACUCCUGCGUGUAUUAAAAUUUGGUAAGACCUCUAACCGUGCUGUAGAAAAUUUGUCACAAAGAAAACUCUAAGUGUGAGCAGCGAACGAUGCUCUCUCUCACCGAACUUCCCCGUGUUUUUAUUUGAGUUGUUCGUGCCGCAAUGCACUCUGGUUAAAUCCAAUGCAUUGUGGUAAAAAGUGUGGUUAAAUGCAAUGCAUUGUGGUAAAAAGUGAUGAAUUCGAGAAUUCGUCUCCCCUUAUUUAUUUCCUUUAAAUCCUGAUUAUGUUGCUGCUCGCUCCCUUCGGUCGCUCCGCAGCAAUAAUUAAACUAGGGUAUCUAAAAGAUAGUAAUGCUGCGGCACAUUCUGUUGAUACUGGCAUUAGUUAGGCAGUGAGACUUAAAAGAAUCAAAAAUGACAUUGAAUGUCCUAUUUACAUGUUGGAAAGUACUAGAAUAAUUACUAUCAGUCUAUAGAAAGAACUCGUGGGAACGUUGUUUAGAAAAUGAUCAAGUGGUUAUCAACUCUGGUUUUCCCACAGUAAAUUGUAGGAAAUAAUAGAAAUUCAGAUUGUUUAUCCAUAUAUUUAAUAUACGGUGCACGAUAUUUUCUCUGGAAACACAAUACUUUUCUUGCUGUUUGUUGCACUUUAUUAAGUAACAGUUAUUUAGCUAUAUAUUUAUAGAAAACAACAACACAAAAAACGGAAAAAAAAAGAAAGUAGGAGUAAAUAAGUCGGUAGGACUCGAACCCGUCACCAUAGACUCGGCGCGACUACACCUAACCACUACACCACAGAGGCUGAUUACGUAAUCUGGUGGGAAAGUCUUUCAUUUUAUUCCUUUUCCAUGAAACUGCCGCCGGCAAGAUGAUCGCCAGCCGCAUUAACCGAGCUAUUAACAGUAAAAAAAAACAAUGUAAACGCAUAUUCCAAGGCAAUGAAUGAAUGAAAGAACAUAAUUAUGCCUUUCAAAACGCCGAUACACGUCCUCGUCUGCAAAGUAGGACACAAAACAUAUGUUUUGUUAUCUCGAUUUUCGCUGUUAUUUUGAAGCGAAUGGUCCAAAUCACAUCCAUUUUCGGCUCAUACAAUUUCUUAAGAAUAGCAUUGCAUGACAUUUUCUCACUUUCACAUCACCUUCUAGCAAGCUGGAAUUUGUAUAUCCCCCGUGUUGCGGAGUCGAAGAGCAAAUGCUCAUCUUCUCGUCAGGUUUAACACCUGGACGAGUCAAAGGCUCUUGAAUUGAAAUCCAAUCCCCAAGUUAACCAUCGUACUCAUCUGAAAGACUCCUGCGUGUCUUAAAAUUUGGUAAGACCUCUAACCGUGCUGUAGAAAAUUUGUCACAAAGAAAACUCUAAGUGUGAGCAGCGAACGAUGCUCUCUCUCACCGAACUUCCCCGUGUUUUUAUUUGAGUUGUUCGUGCCGCAAUGCACUCUGGUUAAAUCCAAUGCAUUGUGGUAAAAAGUGUGGUUAAAUGCAAUGCAUUGUGGUAAAAAGUGAUGAAUACGAGAAUUCGUCUCCCCUUAUAUAUUUCCUUUAAAUCCUGAUUAUGUUGCUGCUCGCUCCCUUCGGUCGCUCCGCAGCAAUUACCAUAUGAAAAUGAUGUCGCAUUUACGCCACUUUUAUUCUUAAGAGUACGGUCGCGCAUUGCUAUUAGGCUGAUUUAGCAACAGCACAGGGACGUCAUUUGACGACGGAAAAGCGCACGGAAAGGACUACAUGUAAACUCGACUUCCGGUGCCCAAUUUGCCGUUCAGCCAUCGGUCAAGCCAGUUGUUUGAUUUGCGCGCGCCGUCGUCAACUAACGUUCCCGUUAUGUUGCUAAACCAGCCUUUUGUAGGAGCCACAACGGAUUCUCUACUUUUUCUAUUUCAUGGUUCCGAUUUUUGAGGUGAUGGCAUGACAAUGAGAAAGAACAACACUAGAGGCAACCUCGUUUCCAGGUCCUCUCCUUCUCCGUCACCGGGGACCGAGUAGGAGAGGAUCUGGGAACGAGGUUGUUUUCUGGGUUGCUAUGGUAUGACAGGUCUGUCCUUGUUUUUCUUUUCCAACAGACUGGAGGAAGUGCCCACACCACAACAUGUAUGACAAAAGGGAGCCAUGUGGGAUACACAUAAAAGGAAAAAUGGCACAUUCAUUCUGUUUGGAAGGAAAGUUGAAUCUCCAUGGUCACUCACGUACAUCUCAUGUUUGCAAGUGUCAUGACGGGUAUAUUGGCAGAGCGAAUCAUCCUGAAUGUGUGAGUUCGAAAGGUAAGAGGCUUUCCUUAAGGAGCUGUAAUCUCUUUUGAAGUAAAAAGCUCAUUAAGGUGGCUCGAUGGGGUUUUUCAUCUGCCUGGCUACCAAUUUUUGAACUUGAAGAAAUACUGGAACUUCUAUUUACUACUAGUUAUUUACUAGUUAAGUUAAUUUCGAGGAAGUCGUCUCCACGUGUAUUCUUUCAAGGUUGAAAAUUCGUAGACAGGCAAUUGAAAUGCCCCAUCGAGGCACAUCAAAACCGCAUUAUAUUAAUUAAGCGGGAAAUUAGUCAAGAUUUUCUCGUUAAAUAUAGCAUUUUUGUCUCUACGCCGAAAACUAAAUAGCUCCGGUGUACGUACUAAUCAUUUCGAAGUUGUGAACAUACAAACCCAAAUUAUGUGCAGUGGCUAUCAGACCUGUUAUUUCUCAAUUUUCUAAGGAUAGUAAAAUGAAAUAAAUGCAGUAAUAAUCUUCCGAUGCAGCAAGUCCCUUUUAGUUUCAAAUAGCUAAAAUUCUUUCCUUUUUUAGGAAUGUAUAUAUGUUGAGAUUAUGAUAGCUAAUGCAAUCAGUGUUGACUUUUUCUUUCCACAGCCGAUAAAACUGGUCGCCGGGCAUGCGUACUGGAACAUAACUGUCAUGAGUUGGCUAGGUGCAAACAUAACAAAUGUUACUGUCUUGAUGGCUACGAUGGAAACGGUGACGUUUGCGUGGGUAAGAUAAAUUUAACCUGUGUUGAAGAUUUUUUCUUCUCUUAUUACUCAAUCAUCCACUUGAUUUAUUGGAAAACAAUAGCGGCGGUGAUAGGUCAUUUGCAC